CCCAGUGUACAUGUCUCUGUCCCAAAAAACCAUGUCGCGCUUUGGUAUUCUAUUGGUUUUGGUAUACUUAUUGAGUUGUUCAUAUGGGCGACCGCAAGAUAAUGGGCGAGCUCAAGUGAAAACAAAUUCCCACACACGAAAGAACCCUGGUUUUCAAGUCGGAAAAGUUGUCACUGCGGGUGGAGCUGCAGAGAUUUUCCUUAGGAAUCUUUACCAGAACCAUUUCUAUGACGAUGGGCAGGUUAAAACGAGUAAUUCUACAGUUUCAGAAAUCAUCCACUCUGUUCAGGGAAAUGUUGAUGCCGCUUGCAAACUUUUCUGUUUCGACGUGAAGGGGAUUGAUCCUAAAGAACACAUCGAAAAGGCCGAAAUCAGGAUAAAGUUCUCUCACAUCGCGGGAAAGACCUUUAGUGAUGAUGAAAUAGCCACUUUCGGCCUCUACGACAAGAAUUCAGGCAAGCUCAUCACCAAAUCUGCACAUCGAGGGGCAGAUUCCAACUGGAUCGUGUUCCCAAUGGUCGAGACAGCCGUUGUGCAAUGGUUUCAAUCCACUGGCGCAAUCCAUGAGGUUCAGGUAAAAGUAGUGACAGCCUCAGCUAAUAACACUGUUCCAAAAGCUCUGAUCUGCAACGCAACGAGUGGGGACUCAGAUGGAGUGUUUAUGGUUAUUUACACCGACGGAAGACAGCUUCAGGAAGCUGACUAUGCACCUUUCUUGAGGAGUCGCCUUCGUCGAGAUAUUGGGAUGAACAAGACGUCUUUCCAGCCAUCUGCCAACAAAACUGAUCUGUGCACCAGACGAGACAUGUACAUAAACACCAAGCAGACUUUCGGGAGCUUCCUCAUCGCUCCACUGUCAUUUAAUGCCUAUAACUGUGUGGGAAAGUGUGACUUGAAUGCUGCUCCGGCCAGUUUCAGCAACCAUGCUAUGGUUCGCUCCCUCGCCGCGGAGCGGAUGGAUGGGGGAGGCAAGGUAGCCCUUCACUGCUGCGUCGCCACAAACUUCAGCACCGAUAUGCUGGGAAUCAUGUACUUUAAGAGAGAUGGUCACGUGAUACUGCGCCAAUACCGAAACAUGGUGGCCACAGAAUGUGGCUGCCGUUAACGUAGAACAUACCCGUGCUUAUCACGUGGACAACUCGGGAGGAUUUGGAACUGGCAGGUGGCCUUUGGAGAAGAGCUGAUUUAUAGAUGUAAUUAUCUCCCUGAUGUUAUUUUGAAAAGAGCAGCUAUUUAGUGCUAGAUAAAGCUCCUUUAGAUUGAAAGCAAAGAAGAAAAAAGUAAUGUUAGUAUGAAUAAUAAAAGGAAAUAGCAAUAAAAAUAAGCAAGUUAUGACGAGUCCAAAGGAAAAAAAAAUAACGCUUACGAUAGACUUGAGAUAUAAUUAAGAAGAGAGAAAAGAAUUGAUGACAACGGACCACAAAUUGUCAGAAUUUGUAACUGAGGCCAGAAUAGCUUUAGUUCUCUCGUUUUAAAUCGUGUUAUUAAAUAAAUAGCGUGUGUUUCACCUUCAAUGAUUAAACUUAU
Molecule: messenger RNA, 1527 nt
Organism: Stylophora pistillata
Lineage: Eukaryota; Metazoa; Cnidaria; Anthozoa; Scleractinia; Pocilloporidae
Product: protein decapentaplegic
Cellular component (GO): extracellular region
Molecular function (GO): cytokine activity; growth factor activity
Source: RefSeq, a predicted model, not a curated record